UACUCGUAAUUCAGUAUCCAAGCGAUUAUCGCCAAGAAAGCAUCUACUGCUUUACUUUACACCGCAUUUAGUGUUAUCGCGCGUGAUCACAUCAUCGUUUACGCGUGUGUAGUCUUGUAUUCUGUAAAUUGUCGUAUUUCCGCUAAUAUUUGAUUUUUCAUCAGUUUCAAUCGUCUUCAAGGCGAAAUUAUUGCGACCAUGUAGCCUAUAACAUAAAUGAAAAAUUCGACAUAUUCACAACAGAGCGAUCCAGAAUCAGAUAAUAGCGAUCAAUUUGUAGAAAGUGUUUGUUAAUAAAUUUUACAGUACGACAUAGAAGAAAACGUUCGAUACGUUAAAAAUGAAAAUUAUCGAACGGAAUAGAAAAAGGGGCUUCCAUGUUUGUAAGAACGUGAACAAUUUCACUGCAAUUCAGUAAUCAUUCUGACAGUUGAAUGUAUUCUGAAUAAAGAAUUGCAUUCCUAAUUAAAUUUCAAGUGAGCAUAAUCCAAGAUAUGAGUUAUUAAAAAGAAACAAAAGAGAAAACCGAGCUCUAUAUGAGACCAGAACCGAAUUCGGUUGUUUACUUCGAAGCUUGAGGAACGCGCAAGGACAUGAAAUCAUUGGGUGAAAAUACGAGCUCGCUUUCUCAACAAUCGUCUUUUGUCUAACGUGACGUCAAAUUCAAAGUUCAUCGGUAGCCAAACUGUUCCACGUUUUCGUCUAAUUAUCAAUAAUCAUAGACGGCGAGCGACGUUAAAAACUGUAGUAGCAAGCGUUUAUAUUGGAAUAUUCCCAUUUUCGUGAGCGCAGGUUCCGAGGAAUUGAGCCUUAACGUGCUUGAGAGGCACACUGGGAGUAGAUAGCCGAACAUCGGUGGUGCUUGAGAGGUACACUUGGAGCGUUAAGGGUUGAACUUGUGACCGCCGUAAAGCAGCCGCAUAUGCCAGAAUCGAACAAAGAAAUUUAACAACUUGUUAUAAUUACCGAAUAUGUUGAUAACGCCAGCGUGAAAUAAGUUUAGAUAGAUGAAAAAGAAAUCGCAAGAAUAGAAGUAAAAUGGAUGUGGGAAGCAUUGCUUUGGGGGGGAUGACAUCAGGACUGACCCAAUCGAUGUGCUGGAUACUUCUAACUAUAUUUUUAUAUAUCAAGUAUGCGGUUGACGAUUACGCUGCGAAGAAUGUCCCUUCCGGAGCACUAAUGUCGUCUUACGAUUUCAUAAUUGUAGGCGGUGGUUCUGCAGGAUCCGUCCUAGCGAAUCGCUUGUCCGAGAUAGAAGAUUGGAACGUGCUCCUUUUGGAAGCAGGUGGUGAUGGAUCAGAAAUCUAUGAUAUUCCUGUUCUUGCUGCUAAUCUGCAGUUAACCCAAAUCGAUUGGAAAUACAAGACGGAACCUAAUAAGAAUUUCUGUCGAGCGAUGGAAGGAGGUCAAUGCAACUGGCCACGUGGCAAAGUGAUCGGAGGGACCAGCAUGCUAAACUACAUGCUCUACAUUCGUGGUAAUAAAAAAGACUACGACACGUGGGAACAGCUAGGCAAUACCGGAUGGUCCUACGACGAUGUGCUACAAUAUUUCAAAAAAUCUGAAGAUAAUCAAAAUCCUCUCCACGCCGAGACGCCGUAUCAUUCAACCGGAGGUUACCUAACCGUUCAAGAAGCGCCAUGGCACACUCCCUUGGUCACUGCGUUUAUCAAAGCAGGUCUAGAAAUGGGUUACGAAAACAGAGAUAUCAAUGGAAAACGACACACUGGAUUCAUGGUUGCUCAAGGGACGAUCAGAAAUGGCAGACGGUGUUCCACGGCGAAGGCUUUUCUACGACCAAUCAGGACGCGGAAAAAUUUACACGUCGUCAUGGGAGCUCAUGUUACGAAAAUUUUAAUAGAUCCGUCGUCGAAAGUGGCUUAUGGCGUAGAGUUUGUUAGAGACGGAGAAAGGUUGCGCGUUCGUGCGAAAAAGGAGGUGAUCGCUUCCGCGGGAUCUAUCAAUAGCCCUCAGUUGCUGAUGUUGUCGGGAAUCGGACCUAAAGAACAAUUAUUGAAACACGGCAUACCAGUGAUUCAGGAUUUAAAAGUGGGUCAUAAUCUUCAAGAUCACGUAGGUGUGGGAGGUGUUGCGUUCUUGGUGAACGAAGAAAUUGCGUUGGUGGAGAGCAGGAUGUAUAAUAUUCAGGAUAUGCUAGGAUAUGCGAUUUUUGGAGACGGUCCUUUGACAUUGCUAGGAGGUAUCGAAGGAGUAGCUUUUAUCAAUAGCAAAUUCGUGAACGGUUCUGACGAUUUCCCAGACAUAGAACUGCUUUUGGCGGCAGGAGGGGCGUGCUCCGACGGCGGUAGAAAUAUGUGGAAGGUUCAUGGACUGACCAACAAAUUUUACGAUGCCGUGUUUGGGGAAAUUAGUAAUAAAGACGUAUGGUCCGUGAUUCCUAUGCUUCUAAGACCAAAAAGUAAAGGUUUUAUCGCACUUCGAAGCAGCAAUCCUUUCGAUUAUCCGUUGAUUUAUCCAAACUACUUCGAGCAACCGGAAGAUAUGGCGACGCUGAUCGAAGCACUCAAAUUUGUGUUUGAAAUGAGUAAAACUAGCGCGUUUCGACGUUAUGGUAGCAAAAUGAAUCCUAAACCAUUCCCUGCUUGCAAAAAUAUUUCCAUGUAUACCGACCCAUACUGGGAAUGCAUGAUUAGAGAGUACUCCAUGACUAUAUAUCAUCCCACGGGUACCUGUAAAAUGGGGCCCAAUUGGGACCCAGAAGCUGUGGUGGAUCCUCGGCUCCGAGUUUACGGAGUUGCUCGACUCCGAGUCAUAGAUGGCUCGAUUAUGCCAAAUAUAGUUAGUGGUAAUACCAAUGCGCCGAUUAUAAUGAUCGCAGAGAAAGGUUCAGAUAUGAUAAAAGAGGAAUGGCUGAAGAAUGAGGUCUGAUAUCAAUAGCUCUUUUCGUAAAUUAAUUUAAAGCGAGUGCUGGUAGUUCAUUAAAUACUAGAAUCUUACAAUCUUCAACACAACAUAAGUUUUCGCUACUAAUUUCUAUUACGUAAUACAAUGCUUAACAUACAAACCAUAGGUGCAGUCUUUGAAUCAGUGCAGAUCUGUUGAAAAAAGUUAACCGCAACAUUGAUCUUGAGCGCGAUUUCCAAGGAAAAAUAUUCUUACUGCAUCUUGUAGUAUUUAUUACGAGGAAUAAGCUUGGAAGGAAAUAUGGAUCGCGAAUGAACUCAUGGUUUUUAACACUUAGCCAACCGCGCGCGCCACAACGAACUAUACGUUUCCAACGCGCAAUUUUCUAAGUAUCGAAGAUUAAUAUUUACUACUUAAAACACAAAGAAGUCUGAAAAUUAUUUAUACAAUUAUCUUUAUAAAAUAUAAGUCAAUUAUAUUUUGCGGUAAUGAUUUUAUUAAACGACUUCAUAUAUUGUUUGUACAAAACAUGAAAUUAAAAGUAUAUAUUAAAAGUAUAAAAAAAUAUAGGUACAAUUAAAAAUUCAUAAUGCAUUUUAAUAUUUUUUUACAGUGUGGUAUCUAUCUAUAAUAGAUCUCUAUCUCUUAUCUAUAAUAACUUAUUAUCUUAUACUUAUUAUAAAUAUUUAGCCAUGUCACUGCGCCACGCCAGAAAAAAUUACUGAAAAUUCUCAAUGCGGGAAUUGAUUGUAAAUAUUAAUAAAUAAAAGAAAAAAGAAAGUGUGAUAUCGUUCGAUUAUAACUUCAUUUAGUCAUAACUGAUAAUGUAACUUUUGAAUUAAUUUUAAAACCACUAAAUUGAUGUAUUUUAUUAUAUACUGUACUUAUAAAAGCAGAAAAAGUGGCGCAAUUGAUUGGGAACAAUUCCAGGUAAACAAUAACUGAAAAUAACAAAAAAAAAAAAGAAAAGGCGUUGAUAAAGUCAACAAGGGAGAUCUCCCUAUUCGGUCGGCUAAGUGUUAAGUAUUUUUUUUGUACUCGUCCAUGAUCAAAUAUGGUCAUGUUCGCCUUCUCAGGCACCCCCUUUUCCGGAAGAGCCACGGACGCGUCGCUGCGCCCGAUGUCUUAUGGGAAUUUGCCAUCCCUUCUGGCCCGUCAGCAUUUUCACUUGUACUUUCACUAUGUAGUUUGUACUUCGUACAAGUUCAUCGUCAACCUACACGAUUAUUUCACGAUAUUACACUAAUGACACAGUGACGUAAUAUCUUACGCUGCUAAUGGCGCAUCGUCAUCAAUCAUACAAUUUCCAUUACUAGAACUACUGUAUAAAUAAAACAUCUUCUUGAGUGACAAUUAUACUAAUGUAAGUGUAAAAACGAUUAGAAUGUAGUUGAACUCUGCAGCUGUACAACGGUAUAAGAGAUAAAGGAAUUACGUUUCUAAUGACAUCGCAUGUCAAUAUUGACUUCUUAGAAAACUUCUUUUCCACUCUUCGAAUGCACAAUAUAAUCACGUGUACUAAUUAUACGAAGAACGGAAAAGAAGUUUUCUAAGCAAUCAAUAUUCACACGCGAUGUCAUUAGAAACGUAAUUCCUUCUUCUUUUAAAUCGUUGCACAGCUGUAGAGUUAAUUCCCAUUCUAUUAUACUUAUCUAUAAUAAGUAUUAACUUAUUAUAAAUAAUUAGCCAUGUUACUGCGCCACGCCAGAAAAAUUACUGAAAAUUCUCAACGCGAGAAUUGAUUGUAAAUUUUAAUAAACAUAAAGAAAAAAAAAAUUUCCAUUCUAAUCGUUUUUUCGAAUCAUCCGCCGUGUUAGGAUAAAAUCGUGAAAGCGUACGCUUAUUUGCGUUGGCAUCACGGGCGCAUCUACUGUUUUUAAUUUAUCAAAUAAAUCAUUGAAAGUUUCAAAGAAA
Bombus huntii is the source of this 4779-nucleotide messenger RNA. RefSeq names its product glucose dehydrogenase [FAD, quinone]-like. Lineage: Eukaryota; Metazoa; Arthropoda; Insecta; Hymenoptera; Apidae. Gene Ontology annotation, molecular function: flavin adenine dinucleotide binding; oxidoreductase activity, acting on CH-OH group of donors. The coding region runs from base 1039 to 2889 and encodes 616 amino acids. The transcript is spliced from 6 exons. The record is from RefSeq and is a predicted model, not a curated record.